UUUUGAUUUCCACCGUGGCCCAAUGGCCGAAAACAUUUACAGCAAGGGGACGAGGGUCUGGUUCGAGGAUAAGGAACACGCUUGGAUCUCUGCAGAGGUCACCUCUGUCACUAAGGGAAACGACGAUGCCAUCAAACUGGUCUUCGUCGAUGAUCGAGGGAAGGAAAUCGUGAUCAAUACCACGGCAAAAGACAUUAGAGAUGGAAAGGAAGGCUUGCCUCCCCUGCGAAACCCUCCCUUGUUAGAGACCGCUGACGACUUGGCCACUCUUUCUCACCUGAACGAGCCUUCCGUUCUGCAUACCAUUCGGAAUCGCUACGGCCAACAUAGCAUCUAUACCUAUAGCGGCAUCGUACUCAUCGCCGUCAACCCUUUCCAACGUGUAACUCUGUAUGGACCCGAAGUCAUUCAGGCUUACUCUGGUAGAAAGAGAGGGGAGCUUGAGCCCCAUCUAUUCGCUAUUGCUGAGGACGCGUAUACCGCCAUGGCCAAAGAAGGCAUGGGCCAAACUAUCAUCGUAUCGGGUGAAAGUGGUGCAGGCAAAACUGAAUCAGCUAAAUUCAUCAUGCGUUAUAUUGCUUCCGUCAACCCUCCUGGAUCAACAACUAAGUCAAGGACAAAAUUUUCCUUGGACGAGUCCAGCGAAAUAGAGCGUCAAAUUCUUGCCACGAACCCUAUCCUUGAAUCUUUUGGAAACGCCAAAACGACACGAAAUGACAACUCAUCGCGUUUUGGCAAGUAUAUCCAAAUCCUUUUCGAUGGAAAACCCGAAAUCGUCGGUGCUCGGAUCCGCACAUAUCUCUUGGAGCGGUCACGUAUUGUCUUCCAACCCACAACGGAACGGAAUUACCAUAUCUUCUACCAAUUGUGCGCAGGCGCUCCCCUGAAGGAACGGAAAGAUCUCGGACUAGAUACCGACGUAACCAAAUUCCAUUACCUCAGGCAAGGCGGGUCGACGUCUACACCGAUUGUAGGCGUCGAUGAUGCCGAAGAAUUCCGGGCAACUCAGCAAGCACUGUCGACCGUUGGCAUCAGUGUCGAAAAACAGUGGGCGGUGUUCAGACUCCUUGCCGCUCUGUUGCAUUUGGGAAAUGUCAAAAUUACACCAACUCGUUCUGAGUGUUCGAUUGAUGAAGAAGACCCUGCUCUCAUUUUGGCAACCCGGUUCCUUGGUAUCAAUUUGGCCGAGUUUAAGAAAUGGACUGUGAAGAAGCAAAUUAUCACCCGCUCCGAGAAGAUCGUCACUUCCCUGAAUGCUGGGCAGGCCACGGUGGUUCGGGAUAGUGUGGCAAAAUUCGUGUAUGCCUGUCUGUUCGAGUGGCUUGUCGCUAUCGUGAAUGAAAGUUUGGCUGGUGAACACGGUGACGCUGCUGAGCGUGCCGAGAUGUUUAUCGGCGUCUUGGACAUCUACGGGUUUGAACAUUUUCAAAAGAACUCUUUCGAGCAAUUCAGCAUAAACUAUGCCAACGAGAAGCUGCAGCAGGAGUUCAACUCUCAUGUUUUCAAACUCGAGCAAGAAGAGUAUAUGAAGGAACAAAUCAAUUGGACCUUCAUCGACUUUUCAGACAACCAACCGUGUAUCGAUGUCAUCGAGGGCAAACUUGGCGUUUUAGCAUUAUUAGAUGAAGAGUCCCGCCUGCCUUCAGGCAGCGACGCAUCUUUCUUGCAGAAGCUCAACACUCAACUUCUAAAGCCAGCUAACAAAAACGUGUUUAAGAAACCUCGGUUCGGAAAUUCAUCAUUUACAAUUGCCCAUUACGCCUUGGACGUCACUUAUGAAGUUGAUUGUUUCCUAGAGAAGAACCGUGAUACAGUCCCCGAUGAGCAUAUGACAUUAAUUGCUGCCACAAAGAACCCUUUCUUGAAGGAAGUCUUGGAUGCUGCGCUCGGCUCGGUGAAGGCUAUUGACGCACCCCAUCCUGGUUCACCUUCUCCAUCCGACUCUGGUAGUGGAGGUUCACGGCGUUCUUCGCUAAUCCCGGAUCCCGGGCGAACUGCUCUCGUCGUGUCAAGUACCGCAUCGAAAUCAAAGAAGCCUGGUGCAGCUAUUAGAAAGCCAACGCAGGGAUCAAUAUUCAAGGCUUCGCUGAAUGCACUCAUGGACACCCUAAGUAUCACGAACGUACACUACAUCCGCUGCAUAAAGCCCAAUGAAGCCAAGAAACCUUGGGAGUUUACCCCUUCCCAGGUACUGGGCCAGCUACGCGCUUGUGGUGUCCUUGAGACUAUCCGUAUUAGUUGUGCUGGCUACCCAUCACGCUGGACGUACGAGGAAUUUGCUGAACGUUAUUACAUGCUUGUCCCGUCUUCGGACUGGCAACCGAUGAUACAACGGCUUGAGCUCCAGCCUCUUUGUUCGCUUAUCUUGGAGAGGACGAUCAAUGACCCAGACAAGUACCAGAGCGGGCUCACAAAAAUGUUCUUUCGCGCGGGGAUGCUUGCUGCUCUCGAGUCUCUGCGCUCUGAGAGACUAAACGCCUUGGCCACCAUCAUCCAGAAGAAUAUGCGUAGGCGUAUGGCUGUGAAGAAUUACAUCGAAUUGCGUGCAGCUACGAUUCGAAUUCAGACGUGGUGGCGCGCCAUCAUGGCAAAGCGACUGGUCGAGUCAAUGCGGAAAGAUCACGCUGCAAAGCUUCUACAAAAACAAAUUCGUUGCUUCAUGCAGAGAUCAUUGUUCCUGCAAAUUCGACAAUCCGUGACCAUGCUCCAGAGCCGUCUUCGUGGCGUUCAAGCCCGGCGCGUGUACAAGGAAUCCAGGUUCUUGCAUGCAACCGUUCUCUUACAAUCCUUGUUCCGUGGCAUUCUGUAUCGACGCAUCUAUCGUGGAGACGUCAGACAUGUGAUAUACCUCCAGUCUUGCGUGAGAAGGCGUCUCGCCAAGAAACAGCUCAAACUCCUCAAAGCAGAAGCGCGAUCAGUAUCUAAAUUCAAGGAGAUCUCGUACCGUCUGGAAAACAAAGUUGUGGAAUUAACGCAAACGCUCCAAAAGAGGACGGAGGAGAAGAAGACUCUUCAGUCUCAACUCACUGAACUUGAGCAACAAAUCCAACAGUGGACUUCGAAGCACGAAGAAGCCGAUACGAAGGUCAGGUCUCUGCAGACCGCUCUCCAAACCGCCGAAGCUGAACUUUCGCGGCGCGAUGAGCUGCUGAAGGCGAAGGCGGAUGUAGAGAGACGGUUGGAGGAUGCGACCGCAAAGGCAGCUGAGAAAGAAGCGACCAUCCAGAAGUUAUUGGACGAGAUAACGGCCCAGGCUGCUCAACUGCAGUCGCAGGAAAAGGCGUUUGCCAACGGUCCACUUAGAAAUACCGAAGAUGUUUCGGUCAUCGCAACCCUGAAGAACGAAGUCAGUAGUUUACGGGAACAACUUAACCGAGCCAAUGCCUACAAUGCAUUGACAAGGGGUGUGCGCGAUCCACCUUCCUCUCCGACAUUCGCACCUGCCCUUCGUUCGGAGGCUAACCAGUCGCAUGGUGCUACUCUUGCUCUUCCGCUGGCAAACUCUCGCCAUCAGCGAAGGCACAGUUCUGCUGGUGUUCUUCUCAAUCCGGCCGAGUACCGAACAUCCUCGGACGAACUGAUGUUGGAUGUGAAGAAGAGUCAGGCGCUCAGUCAUCGGGCUGCAUCGGUAGCCUUCGAUGGUGAUGACAGCCUGCGGGUGAGAACCAAUGGGCUGGCAGACGUUCGCAGUUAUGAUGACGUUGGAGAGGAGAAGAUACGACUUAUGCAGGACAUUAAGCGCCUCGAUGAGGAUGUACUGACCGGUUUGAUUCGCGGGUUGAAGAUCCCUGCGCCAAGCACGACGAAUCUUGCUGCUAUGAAAGAAAUCCUCUUCCCCGCCAACCUCAUCAGCCUUAUCACCAAUGAGAUGUGGAAAUACGGUCUUAUCGCUGAAAGUGAACGCUUCCUUGCGAACGUUAUGGAAACUAUCCAGGCGCAUGUUAUGUCGUUCAGCGGUGAAGAUGCCAUAGUUCCUGGCAUCUUCUGGCUCUCAAACGUGCAUGAGAUGUUCUCCUUCAUCUGCGUGGCCGAAAGUGAUAUGUUGCAAGGUAUCGGACCGGGUGAAGAGAACGCCAUACGCGAGUUUGACUGGAAUGACUACGAGCGGCUUGUCACUGUCGUGAAGCACGACUUGGGAAGCCUAGAGUAUAAUAUCUACCACACUUGGAUGCAGGAGACCAAAAAACGCCUUGGAAAAAUGGUAAUUCCCGCCUUAAUCGAGAGCCAGUCUCUGCCGGGAUUCACAACGAGCGAUGGUGGUGGAAGGCUAUUUAAUCGCCUGCUAAAUUCCAAUAGCCAACCGGCGUACAGCAUGGACGACAUCCUCAAUAUCCUCAACAAGGUCUGGAAGAGUUUGAAGAGUUACUAUACGGAGGAGUCGGUAAUACAGCAGGUCUUCACCGAGUUACUGAAGUUAAUUGGCGUAACGAGUUUCAAUGAUCUUUUGAUGAGACGAAACUUUUCGUCCUGGAAGCGAGCAAUGCAAAUACAAUACAACAUCACGCGGCUUCAUGAGUGGUGCAAGUCGCACGACAUGCCCGAGGGCACACUACACUUGGAGCAUCUACAACAAGCUAUCAAACUAUUGCAAUUAAAGAAGGCGACCCCUGCAGACAUAGAAAUAAUAUAUGACGUUUGCUGGAUGCUCAGCCCGAUGCAAAUACAACGGAUGUGCACAAACUACUACGUCGCCGAGUACGAGAGCCCGAUAUCACCCGAGAUUUUGCGUGUCGUCGCUUCCCGUGUGCAAGCAAACGAUCGUAACGAUCAUCUACUUCUCUCACCAGAAACGGAGGACGUGAGCCCAUUUGAGCCACCUUAUCCCCGCGAAGUCUCGGGUCUCGAGACGUAUGUUCCGGCGUACUUGAAUGUCUCUCACCUACGCAGGCUGGCCGCCUUGGUCGCAUAGUCUCUCCUGUUUUUUCGGUGUAUGGCGAUGUCCCCAGUACCACGCGGCGACUUUUCUUUCUUGUGUUUCCUUUUAUGCUAUGUACUGUUGUGCUUUCGACUCCAUAAAUCAUCUUCGAGGCAGU
Molecule: messenger RNA, 5033 nt
Organism: Pisolithus orientalis
Lineage: Eukaryota; Fungi; Basidiomycota; Agaricomycetes; Boletales; Pisolithaceae
Product: myosin 5
Exons: 15
Coding region: 23-4909 (1628 amino acids)
Biological process (GO): vesicle transport along actin filament; actin filament organization
Cellular component (GO): vesicle; myosin complex; cytoplasm
Molecular function (GO): actin filament binding; ATP binding; microfilament motor activity
Source: RefSeq, a predicted model, not a curated record